GUCACUUUAUCAUCUCUGCUGCUGAUUCUUCCACAGCCAAACCCGUAGAAAUUAAGAAAUAAUAGUCUUUUGAUUUCAAAUAUGUACGAUUUAGGUUAUUCAGCAUAUUAGAUGACACCUGAAAAUUACCUAGUGAAAAGAGUUUUCUAUGCUUUAGUGUUUUUGGAAGUGUGUGCCUUGCCAGCUUCUCAGAUGAUUUUAACAGGCCUCAGGCACACACAGUCAUCAAUUAGCACUUUUCACCUGAUGGGCCUCUUUGAGCAUCGGGGUUGGGGUAAUCAGGAGAGCCUCAGGUUUUAGCUGGUUGACACUGUGGAAACCACCCCGUGGGGGAUCUAACUAAGUAGCAAAAUGAAGGCAGCUGAGCAUGGGAUGCCAUUAUAAAAUCACUUAAGCUGUAACCGCUUCCUGUGUCCCAAGGAGUCCUGGGCUGGGGGUGUGCUCACAUGGAGGUCUCUAUGGCUUCAGAAAUCUUGAUUCUCCUUGCUGCCUUGAUUUGGCCUUGCGCUGAGAACAUCAACGUGAAAAUAAGUUGUUCUAUGGACUGGCUGAUGGUCUCUGUAAGCCCAUGUGCAAACAGCAGCAAUUUGUAUAUAUUUGCUGAUGAAUUAUAUCUGGGAUCGGGCUGCCCUGUGACUCGGAUACAAACAUAUGCCUAUGACUUUAUAUACCCUGUGCAUGACUGUGGGAUCAGGACAAAGGUUGUUUCAGAGGAUACUCUCCUUUUUCAAACAGAGGUGUACUUUAACCCUAGGAAUAUACAUUGUGACCAUCAGAAAAUCCCUGUGGAAUGUUCUGCCUCUAGGAAAUCAGUGUGGCUUACACCAGUUUCUACAGAUAAUGAAAUAAAAUUGGAUCCCAGUCCCUUUAUUCCUGAUUUUGAGACAACAGCAGAAGAGUUAGGAUUAUUAAAUUCUAGUCAAACUGACUCCAUAUUUACAGAGAAAUUGAAACUUGGAAAUUGGGCUCAUGAAUUUUGUUGGAAAAACAAUGGUUUUAUACAAAAAUAAUUGCUAUAAACCUUUCUUUAGGUAUCUGAUCCCUAAAACCCCUAAUUCAGUGAAGGUCCUGAUUCAGUGAAGGUGAAUUUUUAGAUACUUUUAUUUAUUAGGGAUAUGUCUUAUUAAUUUAAUGUUGACUAUCAGAUAAUCCUAUUACCCAUUAAAUUUUAUUUUUAGUUCUACAGAGUAGAUUCAGAAAUAGGUCUUCAAUGACAACAGGAUUUAAUUGAUACAAACCUCCAAUAAAUAUUUUCUAAAUACAGUUUUUUGAAGAAUAGAAAAAUAGAGAUAGGUAUGUAAAUGUGCUAGAGACUAAAAUUUAACAUACUAACUCCCAGGAAAGCCAAAGUCCUUUUAUAAUGAAGAUAGUUUAACUUGUGUGGGUUUUCCUAAUUAAUUAGUAAAGUUGAGUCUUAAAAGUAAUUGAAUAUACUUCAUAUUUGAUUAUUAAAGAAGGAAAUUAGGGGCUUCCCUGGUGGCGCAGUGGUUGAGAGUCCGCCUGCUGAUGCAGGGGACGCGGGUUCGUGCCCCGGUCCGGGAGGAUCCCACGUGCCGCGGAGCGGCUGGGCCCGUGAGCCAUGGCCGCUGAGCCUGCGCGUCCGGAGCCUGUGCUCCGCAACGGGAGAGGCCGCAGCAGUGAGACGCCCGCGUACGGAAAAAAAAAAGGAAAUCAGAUUUAUAGUCUAGAACCUAAGUAACCACUUCCUUAACUGGAAUUAGAGGUCAGGGUUUCCUUUAUCUCUGAUGUGAUUCUUUCACACUUGAAAUAAUUAACUGAAGAGGUCGACAUGGAAUCAUCCUGUCACUUUAGAGCAAUCUACUGGAUGGUCACUUAUCACCAGCUAUUAUGCUAUCCUCUUUUCCCUAAAGGGGGGAGUCUACCCAUGUAAUACACCAAAGAGCACCCUGAUUUGGGGGAAAGUUCUUACAACAAUUAUGAAAAUUGAAGUGUGCCAUUUGUUAUUCAAUAAAAACUUUUAAUUUUUUUUAUUUUUUAAUUUUUAUUUACUUUUUAUUGGAGUAGAGUUGAUUUACAAUGUUUUGUUACUUUCUGCUGUACAGCAAAGUGAAUCAGUUAUACAUAUACAUAUAUCCACUCUUUUUUAGAUUCUUUUCCCAUAUAGGUCAUUACAGAGUAUUGAGUAAAGUUCCCUGUGUGUCACUUGCUUAUCGAAUGUACAUUUUGGAUGCUAUGUCCUUUUGGAAAUAAAUUUUGCCAACAUAUUUUUUUUUUAGUUUUUUUAAAAUUUAAAGUGCUGCUAUCUUAUUGCCAAUAAAAUGCUUCUUAAAGUUGUCUACAUGAAUUUAAAUUGUCAUAAUGGGCAUCUGUCUUUGGUAUAUAUGUAUAUACAACGAAGAGGUAAUCGUUUUGUAAGGCUUAAUGUGUGUCAGGCAAUGUUUCAAGCAUGUUGCAACAAUUUACUUAAUCCUAAUAACCCAAAGACUUAUGUAUUACUAUUCCAAUUUCACAGAUAAGAAAACAAACAUAGAUUAAAUAAUUUGCCUGCAACACACAACUGGCCUCUAUUGGUGAUCUGUUCCUAAUCUUAGAGAGAAAGCUUUCAGCUUUUCAACCGUUGUCUAUGAUGUUCACUGUGGGCUUGUCGCUUGUGUGAAGGUGCAUUCCUUCUAUACCUAAUUGUUGAGUUUUUAUCUUGAAAGAUUGUUGAAUUUUGUCAGAUCUAACCACUUCUGUCCAAUAUAAUACUGAGAGUCCUAGCCGGAGUAAUUAGGCAAGAAAAACAAAAGGCAUCCAUCAGAAAGGAAGAAGUAAAAUUGUCUCUGUUUGCAGAUGACAUGAUGUAACAUAUGUAAAACCCUAAAGAUUCCAUCAAAGAACUGUUAGAACUAAUAACAAAUUCAGUAGAGUUGCAGAAUACAAAA
This is a messenger RNA of Orcinus orca (killer whale), 2885 nucleotides long. RefSeq names its product oocyte-secreted protein 2. The transcript is spliced from 4 exons. Bases 447 to 1010 code for a protein of 187 amino acids. Lineage: Eukaryota; Metazoa; Chordata; Mammalia; Artiodactyla; Delphinidae. The record is from RefSeq and is a predicted model, not a curated record.